This is a messenger RNA of Durio zibethinus, 2388 nucleotides long. The record is from RefSeq and is a predicted model, not a curated record. Lineage: Eukaryota; Viridiplantae; Streptophyta; Magnoliopsida; Malvales; Malvaceae.
UCCGUGGUACCUCAAAAUUUAGAUCUACCAAAUCUCCUUUGAAAAAUUUAAUACGCAGAAUACGACCGUUGGCUUUUCCCCUUUAUCUCCUCAAACCAAAAACAGAGCAUCUUCUCUUUGGUUCUUCAAUCUCCACAUAAACGAACAACAAUCUCACUGAAAAUAAUGGCCGUCGAUUACGCGUUCACCGACAAGGAAAUGAUGAUCGAUGAGGGUCUCGGGUACCCAAGAGCCUAUGCGAAAAUCUGUCGGGACAGCAGUCUUGGUCCCUACAAUCAUGGCCCUCCUUUCACCUUCAUGCCUUAUGUUUUGCAGCAAAAUGAAAGUUUGAGAGCAAAGGAAAUGGACCAAAUGUUCCCAAUUAUUGAUCCAGAGGCAAGACCAACCGCUAAGCCAAAAAUCUUCAUCAAUCUUUUGUGGAAGCAGCUCAGCCAUUUGGGGAACGCCGGCUUUGAUCCAGAAGAAAUUCGUGUGGACCCAUAUGGCAAUGUGUUGUAUUACCAUGCUGAUUCAGCUUCACCUCUUGCCUGGGAUAUUGAUCACCGGUUUCCUUGCUCAAGGGGUGGAUUGACUGUUGCUAGUAAUCUGAGGAUAUUACAAUGGCAACUAUGCAAGAAAAAACAUAACAAGCUAGAAUUUCAAGUCCCAUGGUGGGAUUUUCAGUUGGGAAUUUCUGUGAACCAGUUCUUAUCCAUUUUUGCUUCUAGAAAUUCUGAUUUCAGGCACAGAGCAUUUUCCUUCUUGUUUGCAGAAGGUGAAAACGAAGAAAUAAAUUCUUCACAAACAGUGGAGUCUCAUUCUUUUCCACAGCAUUUUAUGAAGUCAAAAGAGCAAUUUGGCCUUGCUCCAGCAGCUGUUGUUGUAACUCGAAGGGAACCAUAUGAUACUUCAUCACCUUUGAAAUCACUGGAUUACAACAGGCAGAUUAGGCCACAGGCUCCUAUUAUUGCGGCAAGGAAUGUGAAAUCCAGCAUCUUGAAAGAAAAUGAAAAUCCAGAUUUUGUUACAAAUCCAUACCAGGCCAUUGUUAUGGCCAGAGAUUCACUGAAACAAAGGGAAGAAGCACAAAAGAGGCAAGCAAAAAUUCAGAAGUUGGAUGAAGAAGUGAAUGAAAUGAGGUGGAAAAAUGAUGAAGAAAAGGUUGCUAUUCAAGACUUGGAAGUGGAACUGAUAAAGCGUAGGAGAAGGGCAGAAAAGUGCAGACGGCUAGCGGAGGCACAAUCUUCGUACAGGACAAUGCUAGAAAAGAUGAUUCGGGAUGCUAUGCACCAGAGUGUUGUUUACAAGGAACAGAUGAGAUUGAACCAAGCUGCAGCAAAUGCACUCAAGGCAAGACUUGUAGCCCAAAGGGCAAUAUGCGAUGCUUCGGAGAAGGAACUUCACAAGAAAUUUAAAAAACGAGACGAACUUGAGAAGCAGAUAAGGCCUGAAUGGGAACAAGCAAGGAAGAGAUCAAGAAUGGAUGAUACUUUCUUUCAAGGACAUGAUACUAAAACUGUUAUUUAUCUACCAGGAAUCAGGCCAAGGACACCUUUAAACAAGGAGCUGAGAGUGUUUCUGAAGGAGGAACAUAAAGCAUCUGUGGCCGGUUUGGUUUCAAAUGAAGAUCAAAAGCAUGAAGAAAUUGAAGAGGAACUGGAAAUUACAGCAAGAAAUGCUCUCAGAGGAAGGCGUGAGGAGCAUGAUAAAGCCAUAGCUGCUUUAGAAGAUGAAAAAUCAAUCGAGCAGAAGUUUCAGAGACUUGAAAUAGGAGAGGAGAGACAAGAAAUUCAAUUCCCUGUUAUUGAAGAAACAGAAAGAGAGGAAGAUGAAGAGUGCAGGAAGCAGCGUGGGAAAGGGAAUGUAGAGAGGUGGCUCCAAAUGCUGUUAGAGAACAGUCAAGAAGAAUUAGACCCUCAAAAUGAAGAUGCAGAAGAAGUGACUGGAAUUGAUCAAAUAAUAAAAAAGCUAGAUUUAAAGUAUCCACAAAAAGAGAAAGAGGUCAUGACGCAAGUUCAUGAGAAGCAGCAGACUGUUCGCGGGAAGGAUGUUGGAAAGAAAAAAGAAGAGAUUGUUGAGAUAGAAGGCAGUAAAACACCAAGGAGAAGUAGUAAUGCUUGUGAAGUGGCUAGUAUUGUUAAUGAAGGUGUUGGAAGCAGAAAGGAAAGAAUUCUUAUGAGGUCUGAGAGUGCCACAGCCUUCCGACGAAUCCCAUCUUCUCCAUCUUUGAUUCUUGGUGGUAUGAAAAAAGGAGUGAAGUGCAUGAGGAAGAAGCCAAUACUAACUACUAACUAGUGAUGAUGAUGAAGAUUAUGCUGUGGGAAACAACUUCCUCAAGUCGUCUAUCAAAACAAUAAAGAAGGCAGUGAAAGUAUAAAGAUUUAUUCCUCUCUGUAUCUCUGUGUAUUU